This is a messenger RNA of Neopelma chrysocephalum (saffron-crested tyrant-manakin), 1803 nucleotides long. RefSeq names its product TNF alpha induced protein 8 like 1 (gene TNFAIP8L1). NCBI's taxonomy places the organism in Eukaryota, Metazoa, Chordata, Aves, Passeriformes, Pipridae. Gene Ontology annotation, biological process: negative regulation of TOR signaling; regulation of apoptotic process. Gene Ontology annotation, cellular component: cytoplasm. The record is from RefSeq and is a predicted model, not a curated record. The transcript is spliced from 2 exons. Bases 463 to 1023 code for a protein of 186 amino acids.
CGGGAACAGGGACCGGGAACUGGGAAUAGGGACCGGAAACUGGGAACAGGCACCGGGAACCAGGACCAGGGCCCGGGAACAGGGCACUGGGAACCGGGCACCGGGAACUGGCACCGGCAUCGGGCACCAGGAUCCGAGAACCGGGGACAGGCACCGGGAAUCGGCACCGGGAACUGGCAGCAGGAACCGGCAUCGGGCGUCGCAGACCGGGCACCGGACAUCGACACAGGCCACCGGCACCUCCACCGAGGACCGGGCACCGGCUCCGGGCACCGGGCACCGGGAUCGGAUCGGGGAGCGGACACCGGUACUGGCCGCGGGGCCCCGCCGGGCAGGGAGAGGCGCCGGGGGAAGCGGGACCCCCCGCCCGGCCCCGCCCCGGCCCCGCCCCAGGCUGGCCCGGCCCGCCGGGGGCACCGGAGCUGCCCCGGUCCCUGCGCCGCGCUCCCCGAGCAGGCAGAGAUGGACACCUUCAGCACCAAGAACCUGGCCCUGCAGGCCCAGAAGAAGCUCCUGAGCAAGAUGGCCACCAAAACCAUCGCCAACGUCUUCAUCGACGACACCAGCAGCGAGAUCCUGGACGAGCUGUACCGGGCCACCAAGGAGUACACCCACAACCGCAAGGAGGCCCAGAAGAUCAUCAAGAACCUCAUCAAGAUCGUGAUGAAGCUGGGCGUGCUGUACCGCAACGGGCAGUUCAGCCCCGAGGAGCUGCUGGUGAUGGAGCGGUUCCGCAAGAAGGUCCACACCCUGGCCAUGACGGCCGUCAGCUUCCACCAGAUAGACUUCACCUUCGACCGCAGGGUCAUGUCGGGGGUGCUCCUGGAGUGCCGGGACCUGCUGCACCAGGCCGUCAACGGGCACCUGACGGCCAAGUCCCACUCCCGCAUCAACCACGUCUUCAACCACUUUGCGGACUACGAGUUCCUGUCGGCGCUCUACGGGCCCUCCGAGCCCUACCGCACCCACCUGCAGAGGAUCUGUGAGGGGGUCAACAAGAUGCUGGAGGAGGACAACAUCUGAAGGCUCUUGGCAGCCGGGCUCUGCCUCCCGGGAGGGUGGAGUGGGGUUGUUUGCCUGCUCUGAGCCCUUCCUCCUCCUCUGCAGUGCUCACUGGUUUUCCCCUCGUUUCUACAGGAGACUGAACACCUUGACUUUUGCCCACCCCUUGCCCAGGGGCUUCAAAGCCCUCCCUGCGCUGGGCCGAGUCCUCUCCAGGGGAUCCUGGGAUUUUGGGCUCCUGCUGUACAGUUUGAUUUCCUUUGCCCACCAAGUGUCCUUAGCUCGGAGUCCGAGGACUCUGAGCCUUGAACUCUGUCGUAACCCUCUGGGGGGAAAACCAAAGCAAAGCCUGGAGGUGUGUAACACCUCUGAAAGGGGUGUCUGAGCAGGUGGGAUGUUGCUGGUUGUGAGACCCCCUUCCUGGAGGGUUGUGGGGCUCCGUGGUUUUCCUUCAGCAGCUCCGUAACACCGUGGGAGCAAAUCAUGGUGCAGAGUUUUGCUGCCCGGGAUGGGAAGGUGUGGGCUUUGCUCUCCUCAAGGACAAGUCCCUGAGAGGAGGAGGAUCCCACCUCAUGUGACAAGGGAGCUGCUCCUUCCCUGCAUCCCGGGUACCAUCCAACCCCCAGCUCCCCACCAGCUUCCCAUGACUGUCACGGCUCCGACGCCGCCCUCGGUGGUUCUCCAAAGUUCUCCGUGGGAUUUCAUCCAUUUUCCAUGUCGUCUGAGUGAUGGUUGUUCUUUUUUAGCAAACUCUGUAGCCCUGAUGAGUUAUUUAAAUAAACUCACCUGUUUGGCCUGGGA